UCAGAGUCAGCGCAGAAAGCAUUGCCACGUAAUUGCAGACUCCGAUUUUGGGCGAUCAGUUUACCCCAGGGUCUUCAAAUUGUGCUUUAUUUCCCCCUCUCAGCCGCCCUGUGCGUGAAACUCACUUCGGCCUGUUCCCUUCCCGUUACCAGAGGCUCGCUCCGCCUCGCAGGGUCCUGGGCGUUGAGCGAUAUAUUUUACUCAAAACGCACGAAUGUGAGACCUCAUCGUUCCUUUUUACCCCAGCUCAUAGUCAUACCGCGGUCUGGAUUCAGGCGAGGAGAGGAGAAACGUUUAGCCCAGCUCAUAGUCAUACCGCGGUCUGGAUUCAGGCGAGGAGAGGAGAAACGUUUAGCCCAGCUCAAAGUCAUACCGCGGUCUGGACUCAGGCAAGGAGAGGAGAAACGUUUAGCCCAGCUCAAAGUCAUACCGCGGUCUGGACUCAGGCAAGGAGAGGAGAAACGUUUAGCCCAGCUCAAAGUCAUACCGCGGUCUGGACUCAGGCAAGGAGAGGAGAAACGUUUAGCCCAGCUCAAAGUCAUACCGCGGUCUGGACUCACAGGCUAGGAAAAACUUGCUAUAGCCUACUACUCUUUGUGUUUAAAAAUCCGGGGAAUAUCCAAGAAGAAGCCAAAUGUUGUCGUGUUGUAUAUGUUUCGGGGUUUUAUUUGACGAGGUGAGGGGCAUACCAUACAUCUUGCUUAAAGUGGAGUGAUUUGGAUCUGUAAAUUCAUACAAAACGAGCCCUGUCUUGAGUUGAAACCAGCGCUGUUAUGGGUUUGGAGUUAUUCUUGAUAUUUUUCUGUGCGUCGAGUAUAAAUUAGCUAAGUAGGUUUGUUAUACGCUAAUCGGUGUUUUGACGUCUGUAUUGAGUCAGCGUCAUGACUUCUGGCUAUGCGCAUGUAAUGGACAGACAAGACUCACUGACGAGCCGCCUGGAGAGCCCGAUAUCAGCCAAACUGGAAACACUGCAGGCCAAGAAAAACUUCUCUGUCAGCCACCUGUUGAAUCUGGAGGAGGUGCGGGAGAUGGUAGGGGUUCAGGCCAAUGAGAGCGCCGGGGAUGCGGGAAGGAGCGUGGUGGAAUCCCCGGGGCUGACCAGCGGCAGCGAUACGACGCAGCAGGAGAAUGAGCAUGUGAGUUCUGAGGAGAAGAAGAGGAAGCAUCGUCGUAACAGGACAACCUUCAACAGCAGUCAGCUGCAGGCACUAGAGAGAGUGUUUGAGAGGACACACUACCCUGACGCCUUCGUACGGGAGGACCUGGCACGCAGGGUUAACCUCAUUGAGACACGGGUACAGGUGAGAGUCAGGGUUAACCUCAUUGAGACACGGGUACAGGUGAGAGUCAGGGUUAACCUCACUGAGGUAUGGGGUACAGGUGAGAGUCAGGGUUACCCUCAUUGA
Messenger RNA from Oncorhynchus gorbuscha (pink salmon), 1406 nucleotides. Its product is annotated as paired mesoderm homeobox protein 1-like. The coding region runs from base 882 to 1406 and encodes 174 amino acids. Lineage: Eukaryota; Metazoa; Chordata; Actinopteri; Salmoniformes; Salmonidae. The record is from RefSeq and is a predicted model, not a curated record. The transcript is spliced from 2 exons. Gene Ontology annotation, molecular function: DNA binding.